AUGCGUACUACUCAGGUCUUCCAACUCGGCUUUGCCGUUCUCACUUUCUUCCUCGUUGGCCUUCUCCAUGGUGUAACCUACGCUGCUGUCCUGCCAGCCAACAAAGUUGUUGCUGGGAAGAAAGAAUUUGUCGACUACCUGACCCAUUGGUCGGGUGAAAUCAUGCCUUUGGUUCCUCUCAGAGUCGAAGGUGAAUACUAUCCUGGUGGCCCGCUCUACGACUUGCAAGGCAAUGGUCUUGACGCCAUUGAAUCGCAGCUGCUUGAAGACCCGCGUUUUAACCUAACGGCCUUUGGAAACUCCACUCUUGACUUCACUGGUGAACCAUCUGAUGGUGAACUGCAGAAACGUGAUCGUCAGGUCUACUUGUGUGAACGCAAGCCACGUGAUUUCGACGGUAUCGUUCCUGAGGAUGUCAAGCCUGUCAUCGACAAACUCCUAAGACCCCCAUGGCAAAAAGCAUUCUGCUAUGCAGACGCCAAUUCUUGCACCUUCUUAGGUUGUCAUGGAGAAUCUGGGAUCUUCCUGUGCAAUCAUCGCAACACCAACCUCCGUACUCUUUGUGGAUCUGCUUGUGGUCGCUUCUCCCUAAAUGUGUAUAAUCGCAUGAUGAAGGAUAAACGGCAACACUCCCUCAAGUUGCCUGCCCACGGUGAGCCUAUCUGUAGAGGUUGGAACCUCAACAGUUACAGAUACAUUGGCUGGUCCUGGCUAGAGAGUGAUAUGUCCUGGGAAGUUGAUCUCAUUCCCUAUCGUGGCAAACCUUGCCCUUUGAACGUUAACGCUCCUCUUCCUGGCUAA
Orbilia oligospora ATCC 24927 is the source of this 801-nucleotide messenger RNA. RefSeq lists its product as uncharacterized. The record is from RefSeq and is a predicted model, not a curated record. The transcript is spliced from 4 exons. Lineage: Eukaryota; Fungi; Ascomycota; Orbiliomycetes; Orbiliales; Orbiliaceae. Bases 1 to 801 code for a protein of 266 amino acids.